Molecule: messenger RNA, 498 nt
Organism: Penicillium verrucosum
Lineage: Eukaryota; Fungi; Ascomycota; Eurotiomycetes; Eurotiales; Aspergillaceae
Product: F1F0 ATP synthase subunit delta
Exons: 6
Coding region: 1-498 (165 amino acids)
Biological process (GO): proton motive force-driven ATP synthesis
Molecular function (GO): proton-transporting ATP synthase activity, rotational mechanism
Source: RefSeq, a predicted model, not a curated record
AUGAGCUCCUUCCGCUUCGCUCGCUCUGCCCUCCGGGCUCGCCCUUCUUUCCUCGGUGCUCCCGUCCAGCGCCGUGGUUACGCUGAGGCUGUCGCCGACAAGAUCAAGCUGUCCCUGACUCUGCCUCACCAGACCAUCUACCGCUCGACUGGCGUUACCCAGGUCAACAUUCCCGCCGCCUCCGGUGAGAUGGGUGUUCUCGCCAACCACGUUCCCUCCAUCGAGCAGCUCAACCCCGGUCUCGUCGAGAUCCUUGAGGAGAGCGGUGCCACCAAGCAGUACUUCCUGUCCGGCGGCUUCGCCGUUGUCCAGCCCGACUCCCAGCUCAGCAUCAACGCUGUCGAGGGUUUCGCCCUUGAGGACUUCAGCGCCGAUUCCAUCCGCGCCCAGAUCGCUGAGGCCCAGAAGAUUUCCAGCGGCAGUGGCAGCGAGCAGGAUAUCGCUGAGGCCAAGAUUGAGCUUGAGGUUCUCGAGACCCUCCAGGCUCACGUCAAAUAG